AUGGAACCCAUCCUCCCAGCUUCGCGCAUGAAAUUCGACGACGUCGCAUGGGACCGAAGCGACGCCAUCUACGCCGCCUGGAAAAAGAAGCUCUUCAACAAAGACGUAUUUCGAAAAAUCGGAGACUUUAUCGUCAAACACAGGCGUGGCCCUCCCGAUGAACUUUUCAGUCCACAAAAAGGGGCAUUUAAUCUGAUAUUCCGCAUGAAGUUUCGCGAUGGAGGCUCUGCGAUCAUACGUUUCCCCAUUCCGGGAAUUUCAGUGUUUGCUGAAGAAAAAGUCAAGAGAGAGGUCUCUGUUAUGCGGUUUAUUGAACGUCAUACUAGUAUACGUGUCCCGCAUGUGCUGCAUUAUGGAAUGACUGAAGAAAGUCUAGCGGGGCUUGGUCCAUUCAUUGUGAUGGAGUAUAUCGAGAAUGACGCUGAUAUGGGCGAUGCUCUCAACACCCCUAGUCUGAGCGUGGAAGAGCGGUGUGUUCUAGACCCAGAUAUUGAUGAAGACCGGCUUCGAUCAGUGUACAGCGACAUGGCCGAUAUCCUUCUCCAAUUUUCGAGAAAAUCAUUUGACCAAAUCGGCAGCAUCACAAACAAUGAAGAGGGCGAUUUCGAUGAUGAAUGGGUCGCCAGCCACCGUCCUCUAACCAUAAACAUGAACGAACUCGUCCAACUAGCCGAUUUCCCGGCGCAUCUUCUACCGCAGACGACGUUCAAGACUGCAUCGGCGUAUUUCCUAGCCCUGGCAGAAAUGAACAUGACUCAUUUAUCUAUCCAACGCAAUGACGCUAUUGACUCCGCUGAAGAUUGUCGACGCAAAUACAUUGCGCGAUGCUUAUUCCGCAAACUAGCACGCGAAAACCGGUUGUGCUCGUACGACAACGGGCCUUUCAAACUCGUCUGUGAUGAUUUCCGGCCCACGAACGUUCUCGCAAAUUCGGAAUAUGGGUACAAAGUUGUGGGCGCGAUUGAUUGGGAGUUUGCGUAUACUGCGCCAGCAGAGUUUGCGUAUAGUCCUCCGGCAUGGCUACUGCUCGAGCAAGAAAUAGAAAAGCGCGAGACAGAGUCCAUAAAACGCGGAAUUAUGUCUGAAGAUGACUGUCUUUCGCAGCGUAUGCGCGAGAGCUGGCAGACGGGGGACUUUUGGGUGUGCUAUGCCGCGAGAAGGAGUUGGGCUUUUGAUAUGCUGUAUUGGGCGAAGAUUGAUAGGCGGUUUUUUGGGGAGGGGGACUUGGAAGAUAGGUUUCAGCUUCUGACUGAGGAGGAGAGAAAUGGUAUUGAUGAGUUUGUGCACAGGAAGAUGGCAGAGAAGGAGGAGCGGAGAUUAAGAGAGUGA
Molecule: messenger RNA, 1329 nt
Organism: Talaromyces rugulosus
Lineage: Eukaryota; Fungi; Ascomycota; Eurotiomycetes; Eurotiales; Trichocomaceae
Exons: 2
Coding region: 1-1329 (442 amino acids)
Source: RefSeq, a predicted model, not a curated record